GCGGAAGCGCGGGCCGAAGUGCCUUUGGCUGCUGUGCAUAGGCGGCGGGCGCGCCAGUGGCGGCGCCCUCGGGCUGUGUGAGCAGACGGCGGCGGAGCCCCUGGCAACCAUUAAUCAACCCUCUGUCUCUGUUCUGGACAUUUCAUGUAAAUGGGAUCAUACAAUAGAAGCCAGUGACAUUUAAGGACUUGGUUGUGGACUUCACGCGGGAGGAGUGGGGGCUGCUGGGCCCAACACAGAGGAUCCUGUUCCACGACGUGAUGCUAAGGAACUACAGCAACCUGGUGUCCCUGGCUGAGGCCUCCCUGUCACCUCUUCAUCCAUGUCAUUUGUGUGUGUUUCCCCUGCCUCGUCCUCGGUCAUUCACACCCAGGACUUCCUGAUUCCAAACCAGACGUGAUCUCCAAGCUGGAGCAGUGGGAAGACCCCUGGACUGUGGGGAGAGAUGCCCCGAGAGGUCCAGGGCAAGAAGGUGCAGUGUACAACCAACAGGAAAGAGUGGACUCAGAGCCUGGGUCCCAAGCCAUAUGGCUGCUUCCAGACCAAGGCGCUCUUCCUCAGGGGCAGAUGACAAUGGGACUCUUGGGGCAGGAUUUCCGGCACAUAAUCCUAAGAGAAGUCACGGAGCAUGGCAGCCAGGUGGCAGAAAGACAUUGCCAAGCAGUGACACCUAGCCAGAGGGAGAGGAGCCUUGGAGGAAGGUUCCUCUGGUGCCGUUUCCUCACUGAGCAUCAAAAUCGUCCCCCGGGGGUGCAGGCUCCCACAGACUGUGUUCAUAAAAAGGGUCUCCCAUGUAUUUCAGUCCUAGGUCAGGGGCGCCCCUGCCAAGGAGAGGGUGUGUGUACAGAAGCCUGUGACUCUUUUCCAGACCUCCGUCACCCACAAGGUGUCCACACUGAAGAGGGCACACUGGCGUGUGGCGGAUGGGAGGAUGCCUUUGGCAAGAACACAAGCUUCCUGAGCUCUCAGCGGAUUCCUGACAGGUGGAAGCUCUAUGUGUGUGAAGAGUGCGGGAAGGCCUUUGGGUAGAGCUCAAAUUUCAUUCAGCACCAGAGAACCCACACCGGCGAGAAGCCGUACAUGUGCCGGGAGUGCAGACGUGUCUUCAGCAAGAACUCAUCCCUGGUUAAGCACCAGCACAUCCACACAGGCGAGAAGCCCUACAUGUGUGGCCACUGCAACAAGCGCUUCUGGGAGAACUCGUCCCUGGCCAAGCAUCAGUGGGUGCACACAGGUGAGAAGCCAUACGCUUGCGGUGACUGCGGGCGCACCUUCAGCCAGAGCACCCACCUUGUGCAUCACCAGCGAGUCCACAGUGGGGAGAAGCCAUUCACCUGCUGUGAGUGCGGCCGAGCCUUCACUGACUCCUCAGCCCUCCUGAUCCACCACAGAACCCACAUGGGGAGAAGCCCUAUGAGUGCCAUGUGUGCUGCAAGGCGUUCAGCCUCAGCUUGUCCCUGGCUGAGCACAUGCGCUGCCACACGGGAGAGAAGCCAUAUGUGUGCCAAGAGUGUGGGAAGGCUUUCAGCCAGAGCUCAUCCCUCAUCAAGCACCUGAGGACACAUACAGGCGAGAAGCCGUACAUUUGCAGUGAGUGUGGGCGCGCCUUCAGCCAGAGAUCCUCCCUUACCAAGCACCAGCGGGUGCACACGGGUGAGCGGCCCUCCGUGUGCAGAGAAUGCGGGAAGGCCUUCAGCCAGACCUCCUACCUGACCCAGCACCUCAAGAUCCACAGUGGCAAGAAGCCGUUCAUGUGUGGGGAGUGCAGGAAACCCUUCAGUGACUCUUUGGCCUUGGUCCACACAGGAGAGCAGCCCUACACGUGUGGGAAAUGUGGGAAGGCCUUCAGCCAGAGCAAGUUCCUCACCCAGCAUGAGCGGAUCCACACUGAGGAGAAGCCUUUCGUGUGCGGCGACUGCGGCAGGGCCUUCAUGCAGAGCUCCUCCCUCGCCCUCUACCUGAGGACUCACACUGGGGAGAAGCCCUACAAGUGCAAUGAGUGUGGCAAGGCUUACAUCCAGAUGUCACACCUCACCGAGCAUUACCGAGUGCACACCAGGGAGCAGCCCUAUAUGUGCAAUGUGUGUGGCAAAGCCUUCGGGCGGGGCACACACCUCCUGCAGCACCAGCGUGUCCACGUGGGUGCCAAGCCCUUCACAUGCGGCGUGUGUCGGAAAACCUUUCCAGAGGCUGCGGCCCUCAUUCUGCACCAGAGGAUUCAUGCUGGAGAGAAGCCCUUUGAGUGUCACAAAUGCAGCAAAUCCUUCAGCCAGAGCAGGUCCCUGGCCCAACAUGAGAGCAUUCACUCCCAGGGGAGAUCGUGAGACCAUGGCAAGUAUCAGAAAUCCUUCAAACACUGUUUGGUUCUCAUACAUCGGUGACGUGGGGAUGUGCCCAGUGUGGCAGAGACUUGUCCUUGAUGUGUUGUCCUCCAUCCUGCGGAGGGCCAAGUGUCAGGAACCCUGGGCCAGCGCAGAGCAGACCGUGUUGCACAUCUCACACUUCUAUCUUCAGAGUCACCUAGUUGGAUGAGAAAGCUGGUAGUGGGCAUCAGAUCCAUCUUCUGGAUGCUUCUCCAUAACCUUCAAAGGGAACAAUGACCACCCCCAAUUCUUCUCCACUGUACAGGUUCACCCAGAUGCCCACCAGCUGGUAGGAUCCACAAGUGUGAAUGGUCUUCCUCUCAGCAGGCCUGGAACAGAGCUCAUUUCAAAGUUUUUGCCAAAGCAAAAAUGUAAUUAAAAGAAAAAAAAGGGGGGCCGGCCCCAUGGCUGAGUGGUUAA
Equus quagga is the source of this 2783-nucleotide messenger RNA. Its product is annotated as zinc finger protein 135-like. The transcript is spliced from 6 exons. Gene Ontology annotation, molecular function: DNA-binding transcription activator activity, RNA polymerase II-specific; RNA polymerase II cis-regulatory region sequence-specific DNA binding. Gene Ontology annotation, biological process: regulation of transcription by RNA polymerase II. Bases 1470 to 2324 code for a protein of 284 amino acids. The record is from RefSeq and is a predicted model, not a curated record. Gene Ontology annotation, cellular component: nucleus. Lineage: Eukaryota; Metazoa; Chordata; Mammalia; Perissodactyla; Equidae.